This is a messenger RNA of Nerophis lumbriciformis (worm pipefish), 762 nucleotides long. The record is from RefSeq and is a predicted model, not a curated record. Lineage: Eukaryota; Metazoa; Chordata; Actinopteri; Syngnathiformes; Syngnathidae.
AUGGAGCGCAUCCUGCAGACGCACAAGCAUGAGCAGAAGCAUGAGCAACAACACCAGAGCUUCUCUCUGCAUGCUGCGUUUGCGUGCACCAAUAAGCAGCCAACGGAGCACAAGUUGGGGGCGAAUAAAAGCAUUUUCCCCUGGAUGAAAGAGUCCAGGCAAGCCAAGCACAAACUCGACAUGAGACUUACAGAGCGAGGAAGCGUCACUAGUACCGAGGCUCCGAGCUCGAGCUCCCCGGCCUGCAAGCGGACCCGCACGGCGUACACCAGCGCGCAGCUGGUGGAGCUGGAGAAGGAGUUCCACUUCAGCCGCUACUUGUGCAGGCCGCGCAGGCUGGAGAUGGCCGGCCUGCUCAACCUGCAGGAGAGGCAGAUCAAGAUCUGGUUCCAGAACCGCCGAAUGAAGCAGAAGAAGGACGAGCGGCUCUUGCAGCAGCCGCAACAACACGGACCGACCUCCGGCUCGCCCUCCUCACCCGGCUCACCCCCCUCCGCCUCGGGCAGCCCCACUUUGUCCAGCCUGGGUUAUGUGCACUUGGGCGGGGACUACCAGCCGGCCUCCGUUCGACCCGGGUCUAUGCAACAGCAUUCCGGGCCUGAGUGGUCCGAUUACCCUGCUUCGAGUUUCACGCAAUUUGACACGCGCAGCACCGCGCACGCGCAGAAUCCCACCGAGGAUUUCAAUUCGGCUUUUUUGACCCACAACUCGUGCAGCCCUCAAGACAGAAUCAUGCAAGCUCCUAAACUCACGCAUCUGUAA